AUGGCUUCUGAUCAAAUGGCACCGACGUCGGCUGCGGCCCCGCCGUCGGCUGCUGCUCCCGCUGCUGAACCAGCCAAGCUACCGGAUGCCCAACCGUCUGAAGCUUCCAAUGAGCUGCCUGAAGUCUUGACAACGCCUACCGGCGACAUGUGGCCUCGGCCUUACUUCUUCGAGGACGGUCUCCGUAGAGUUGCUCCUUAUCACUUUACCUACCACACCUGGGCCAAGCAACGCUGGCGCGGUCGGAAGCUGAUCGACAUUUUUGAGGAUGAAUUCAGGGACCGCACCCUAGAGUACUACCGGUAUGCCAUGGAAACCGGAGCCAUCGUUGUCAACGGAAAGGCAGUCGGCCCGGAUCAUCUGGUCAAGAAUGGAGACCUUGUGAAUCACACAAUUCAUCGCCAUGAGCCCCCUGUCACAGGCGAGCCGAUUCGUGUCAUUCAUGAAGAUGACGAGAUGAUCGUUGUCAAUAAGCCAUCCGGCGUACCGGUACACCCUGCUGGUAGAUACAAGUACAACACACUUAUCGAGAUCAUGAAGUCUGAGCGAGGCGAGCAUUUCCUGCCCUACCCGUGCCAUCGCCUGGACCGCCUCACCAGUGGAAUUCUUUUCGUCGCCAAGACACCACAGGCAGCAGUGAAGCUCACUGCUCAAAUUAGAGCUCAUACGGUCCGCAAAGAAUAUUUGGCGCGCGUUGCUGGAAAGUUUCCUGAUGGCGAAAUUGUCUGCGAUCAGCCUAUCCUCCAAAUAUCCCCGCGACUAGGCCUCAACCGCGUGCGAGCCAACGGAAAGUCGGCCCGUACCGUCUUCAAACGUCUGGCCUACUACCCGCCGGACACUCUGAAUGACUCGGAGGCAGCUGAGCCAAAGAGUGCGGAACGACUUGCGGACGAGGAACGCCGGCCUUGGAUCAAGAAAGAGGGCUACUCAAUCGUUCGCUGCCUGCCCUUGACUGGCAGAACACAUCAGAUCCGCGUGCAUCUGCAAUUUGUUGGGCAUCCCAUUGAGAACGACCCCUUGUAUGCGAACCAAAGAGUUUGGGGAAUUAACUUGGGAUGCAACGACUCGGAUGCAGUCGAGAACACGGACGAAGACAUCAUGUCACGCCUAGAAAGGAUGGGCAAACAAGAUAUCGCCGACGCUGUGGCCUAUCACGACGAACUGGUGGACCUGUACCAGAAGAGAAGGGCUGAAAAGCUGUCAGGAGAGCUUUGCGACGUUUGCGAUACGCCGCUCUACACAGACCCCGGCGAGCACGAGCUUUCGCUCUGGCUUCACAGCCUCCGUUACGAAGAUGCCGGAGGGGCUUGGAGCUACACCAGUCCGAUGCCCGCGUGGGCCCUUCCUCCGGACGGCAUUAACGGACCAACGGAGGUCGGAGGACUCGAAGAGCUGGUGGGGGCAGUACCAGACGCAGACCCAGCGGCAGAGGCAGACCCUGAAAGUGUCGCCUGA
This is a messenger RNA of Colletotrichum abscissum, 1455 nucleotides long. RefSeq names its product RluA family pseudouridine synthase. Gene Ontology annotation, molecular function: RNA binding; pseudouridine synthase activity; protein binding. Gene Ontology annotation, biological process: enzyme-directed rRNA pseudouridine synthesis. The record is from RefSeq and is a predicted model, not a curated record. The coding region runs from base 1 to 1455 and encodes 484 amino acids. The transcript has a single exon. NCBI's taxonomy places the organism in Eukaryota, Fungi, Ascomycota, Sordariomycetes, Glomerellales, Glomerellaceae.